UGUCAAAAAAAUAUAAAAAAGAUCCGUUGAUCGAGCGUUUGUUUCCAUGUAAUUUUGUUUGUGUACAUAUUUAUUUAAUCAAUAGUUAUUAAUAACUUAUAAUUAUGGCUACUUUCGACUUUAAUUCCAUUACGAAAGCUUUAAACGAUCCUAAUAGGACGACCAGUGGCGUUGAUUUUUCGGGGAAAUCUUUGAAACUGGACUCUGAGCAAGAUGCGCAACCAAUCGUAGAAGCGAUCAACAAAUGCCCCGACCUCCAGUAUCUGACCCUAACCGGCAACACGCUGGGCGUGACCGCAGCGCAGGCAAUCGCUAAAGCGUUGGAGCACCAUCCCGAGCUGAAAGUUGCUAAGUUCUCCGAUAUGUUCACUGGGAGGAUGAAGACGGAGAUACCUCCGGCGCUGAAAGCGCUAGGCGACGGCAUGAUAACGGCCGGCGCCCGGUUGCAGUCGCUGGACCUCAGCGACAACGCCUUCGGGCCCAUCGGGGUGGAGGGACUCGCUAAGUUGCUGGAGAGCGAGGUCUGCAGCCAACUUCAGGAACUCCGUCUAAACAACAACGGUCUCGGCAUAACUGGGGGCAAGCUCCUGGCCAAAGCAUUGUCAACCAAUCCUCGGCGACUCAAAGUAUUCGUUGCGGGCCGGAACAGACUCGAGAAUGAUGGGGCUAAGGCACUGGCUGCUGUGUUUAAGAACAUGGGCACUUUAGAAGAGGUAGCGAUGCCACAAAACGGAAUAUACCACGUCGGGAUCACAGCUCUGUCCGACGCCUUCAAGCAAAACCCGAGACUCAGCACUUUGAACCUUAACGACAACACAAUAGGGCCGAAAGGCGCUGCGGCCAUCGCCCAAGCGUUGCCUAGCCUAAAAAACCUCAAGUCCAUCAACUUCGGCGACUGCCUACUCAAAAGCAAGGGUGCCAACGCGCUAGCGAAAGCCUUCAAAGACAACACACACGUGUUAGAAACCCUGGAUCUGAGUCACAAUGAAAUUGGAAGGGACGCGUGCAUGGGCUUGGUUGAUUCAGUGGCUGUAGGCGGAUUAAAUAAGCUGACUCUUGCUGGCAACAGUUUGGGUGGAGCGUCCAACAAAAAGUCAAUUCAGGACAAGCUAGGCGCACGAGUUGAAUUGAGCGACGGGGAAGGAGGCAGUGACGACGAAUACGUAACAGAUUCCGACGAAGAUGGCUCUGAAGAGGACGACGAGUCGGACAACGAUAGCGGAGACGAAACUGAAAUCAACGAAUCUGCGGACAUCGUGAAGGACAUCAGUUUGGACUCCUCAGGAGUGGAAGAAAUCGAAACGGACGUGGGCAAAUUCCUCAGAGAGCCGACGAUAGAGAAUCUGAACCGGUUAGGCGCAAAUGCUGCUGACGUCAUAGACACGCACCUACAGUCAAUAAAAGACACCUCAGAUCUCAUACAAGCGUACGUCGAAGCCACCUUCUGCGUCUCAGGGUUAUCAGACCAGAACGCUUCAGCAGCAGAGGUCGCGAGGAAAAUGUACCCUCUUCUAGUCAAGAGGGCAGGCCAGAGGCACGCGGCGGCCUGGGUUUUGGCUGACACCAUGCUAAGAGGAUUGGGGCUGAUCAAGUCGGAAAACAAAAACUACAAGAUCAGAUGGCUCAUCCCACCUUGCUUCACGUGUCUCGGAUCAGUAAUCGAACUGGCGUACUUUCCUGCUGCCUUACGAGACACUCUGCGCUUCUUCAUCAAGUCAAAACUCCCUCUACUACCCUCAGAAACGAGCGAAGCUGUCAAAAAAAGCACCGUGUUGCUAGUAGAUUAAUAAAUCGUUUGAUGCCAAAA
This is a messenger RNA of Ostrinia nubilalis (European corn borer), 1807 nucleotides long. RefSeq names its product ran GTPase-activating protein 1 (gene RanGAP). Gene Ontology annotation, biological process: nucleocytoplasmic transport; signal transduction; activation of GTPase activity. Gene Ontology annotation, cellular component: cytosol; perinuclear region of cytoplasm; nucleus. The transcript has 11 exons. Lineage: Eukaryota; Metazoa; Arthropoda; Insecta; Lepidoptera; Crambidae. Gene Ontology annotation, molecular function: small GTPase binding; GTPase activator activity. The coding region runs from base 105 to 1787 and encodes 560 amino acids. The record is from RefSeq and is a predicted model, not a curated record.